This is a messenger RNA of Didymella exigua CBS 183.55, 1122 nucleotides long. Its product is annotated as aquaporin. Gene Ontology annotation, cellular component: plasma membrane. The transcript is spliced from 4 exons. NCBI's taxonomy places the organism in Eukaryota, Fungi, Ascomycota, Dothideomycetes, Pleosporales, Didymellaceae. Gene Ontology annotation, biological process: glycerol transmembrane transport; water transport. The record is from RefSeq and is a predicted model, not a curated record. Gene Ontology annotation, molecular function: glycerol channel activity; water channel activity. Bases 1 to 1122 code for a protein of 373 amino acids.
AUGGCCUCCAAUAGCGCCCAUACCGUGCCGGCUGGUCAGACAGUGACCUACACGCCUUCAACUCAUCCAUUGACACAAGCCCGCACUGAGCGCUCCAACAACUCAACAGACCGCACAUCCUCCACUAUCACCCACUCACGGUCAGUCAUCGGUCUCCAUCCAGAUGCCCCUAUCGACGAAGAGAAUGACCAUGGACCAGCCUCAGAACUUUUAUGGUCACGCAUACGCGCCGUGUUGCGUGAGCCCUUCGCUGAGUUCUGGGGCGUAGCGAUCAUGGUCAUGUUUGGAGAUGGCUCGGUGGCACAAGUCUUGCUCAGUACGGGGCAAGAAACAGCACCAGGUGGGAAUGGAUUUGGAUCGUAUCAAUCGAUAAACUGGGGCUGGGGACUCGGCGUGAUGCUAGGAAUCUACGUCGCAGGCGACAGCGGCGCAUACCUCAACCCCGCCAUAACAUUCUGCAACUGUCUCUUUCGGCAGCUUCCCUGGCGACGUUUCCCAAUCUACUUGAUCGCGCAGAUGCUAGGCGGCUUUGUGGGGAGCGGUAUCGUGUACGCAAACUACCUCUCCGCAAUCGACUACUUCGAAGGCCACAACCUACGCACCGUUCCGCCCGCGCCGAACGCAACAGCGGGCAUAUUCUGCACGUACCCGCAAGCAUUUGCGACCAAGACGAGUCAGUUCUUCAGCGAGUUCAUCGCCAGCGCACUGCUGAUGUUCGUCAUCUUCGCGCUCAAGGAUCCGAGUAACAAUGGCGUGCCCAAAUCCGACAAAUGCUUCCCGCUGUGCCUCUUCUUCCUGGUCUUCGGCCUCGGAAGCUGUUUCGGGUGGCAGACGGGCUACGCGAUCAACAUGGCGCGCGACCUGGGACCGCGGCUGAUGAGCUACGUCGUCGGCUACGGGCCCCAAGUGUGGUCCGCGGGCGGCUAUUACUUCUGGAUCCCGGUGGUGGCGCCGUUUCUGGGCUGUGCGUUUGGUGCGUUUCUGUACGAUGUGUUUGUCUACACGGGGCCGAGCCCGAUCAAUACGCCCUGGCUGGGGGUGAAGCAGUUGGUAGUGCCGAAACAGAUGGCGAGAGCGAGGAGAGAACAUCGUAGGAGGGAGAAGGAGGAGGGUCUUGUUUGA